AUGGGUAAUAGACACUCUAGCGACGUAAUACACACUCGUCAAGACCAAGAAUCAAAUUCUGUAGGUAUAUUACAAGCUGGAAUAAAAGGCAUCAAGCCUAAGCACAAAAUAUGUGAUCCAAGCAUAAAAAAACCUAAAACCAUGAGAAAGCCCAGACUUCUGAAUAAAACGAAGUCAACACGAAUUGAUUUUAACGCAAUCAAAGAAUUAUAUAGCGAUAAAAUGCCUGUAAUGUUGGCAUUCAUAACUACAGAAUCGGAGUGUCGUUUACGUCUCUCAAAGAAGCCCACAAAAUAUAGCUCGAUGCUCGUUCACAACGCGGACGAGAAAUCGUGUCGAAGAGUAUUUUCUUUGCCCUGUUCUAAAUACUGUAGAGAUUGCAGAAAAUUAUCAUCUGAGUGCGUAUAU
Brenthis ino (lesser marbled fritillary) is the source of this 408-nucleotide messenger RNA. NCBI's taxonomy places the organism in Eukaryota, Metazoa, Arthropoda, Insecta, Lepidoptera, Nymphalidae. The record is from the annotation of a GenBank genome assembly.